AUGGCCAGGGCCAACACUUUCCAGUCGCAUCAGGUCAUAUCCCUGUUCACUUUUGCCGUCGGAGUCAAUAUCUGCCUGGGACACACAAUAAACAGAGUCAAGAGAGCAGAAGGCUGGGAUGAAGGGCCUCCUUCAGUGUUAUCAGACUCGCCCUGGAUCAGCACCUCUGGCUCUUGUAAGGGCAGAUGCUAUGAACUCCAAGAGAUGGAGCCCCCCGAUUGUCGGUGUGACAACCUGUGUAAGAGUUACAGCAGCUGCUGCCAUGACUUUGACGAGCAUUGUCUGAAGACAGCUCGUGGCUGGGAGUGUACGAAGGACAGAUGUGGAGAAGUAAGAAAUGAAGACAAUGCGUGCCAUUGUUCCGAGGACUGCUUGGCCAGGGGAGACUGCUGUACUAAUUACCAAGUGGUUUGCAAAGGAGAAUCACACUGGGUAGAUGACGACUGUGAGGAAAUAAAGGCUCCAGAGUGCCCUGCAGGGUUUGUUCAUCCUCCACUGAUCAUCUUUUCUGUGGAUGGUUUUCGUGCAUCGUACAUGAAGAAAGGCAGCAAGGUUAUGCCCAAUAUUGAAAAACUAAGGUCCUGUGGCACACAUUCUCCCUACAUGAGACCCGUUUACCCAACAAAAACCUUCCCUAACUUAUAUACUUUGGCCACCGGGCUGUAUCCAGAGUCACAUGGAAUUAUUGGCAAUUCUAUGUAUGAUCCUGUCUUUGAUGCUAAUUUCCAUCUUCGAGGGCGAGAGAAAUUUAAUCACAGAUGGUGGGGAGGCCAACCGCUGUGGAUUACAGCCACUAAACAAGGUGUGAAAGCAGGGACCUUCUUCUGGUCUGUAGUCAUCCCUCACGAGCGGAGAAUAUUAACCAUCCUACAGUGGCUCACCCUGCCUGACAACGAGAGGCCCUCGGUCUAUGCCUUCUAUUCGGAACAGCCGGAUAUCGCUGGACACAAAUAUGGACCCUUUGGCUCUGAGGAGAGUAGUUAUGGUUCAUCUCUUACUUCGGCUAAGAGACCUAAGAGGAAGGUUACCCCUAAGAGGAGACAGGAAAGACCAGUUACUCCUCCAAAGAAAAGAAGACGGAAAUUACAUAGGAUGGAUCAGUAUGCUGCCGAAACUCGUCAGGACAAAAUGACAAAUCCACUGAGGGAAAUUGACAAGACCGUGGGGCAAUUAAUGGAUGGACUGAAACAAUUGAAUCUGCACCGCUGUGUUAAUGUCAUCUUUGUUGGAGAUCAUGGAAUGGAAGAUGUCACGUGUGAUAGAACUGAAUUUUUGAGCAAUUACCUGACUAACGUGGAUGACGUUGUUUUAGUGCCAGGCUCUCUAGGAAGAAUCCGAUCCAAGUUUAGCAAUAAUGCAAAAUAUGACCCAAAAGCCAUCCUGGCGAAUCUCACGUGUAAAAAACCAGACCAGCACUUUAAGCCGUAUCUGAAACAGCACCUUCCCAAACGUUUGCACUAUGCCAACAACAGAAGAAUUGAGGACAUCCAUUUAUUGGUGGAGCGCAGAUGGCACGUGGCAAGGAAGCCUAUGGAUGUUUCUAAGAAACCAUCGGGAAAAUGUUACCUCCAGGGAGACCACGGCUUUGAUAACAAGCUCAACAGCAUGCAGACUGUCUUUAUAGGUUAUGGCCCAACGUUUAAGUAUAAGACUAAAGUGCCUCCAUUUGAAAACAUUGAACUUUACAAUGUGAUGUGUGAUCUCCUGGGAUUGAAGCCCGCUCCUAAUAACGGGACCCAUGGCAGUUUGAAUCAUCUCCUUCGUACCAACACCUUCAGGCCAACCAUGCCAGAGGAGGUUACCCGGCCCAGUUACCCAGGGGUUACGUAUCUUCAGUCUGAUUUUGACCUGGGCUGCAGCUGUGAUGAUAAGGUAGAGCGACACAAACUGGAUGAACUCAACAAACGCCUUACUAUAAAAGGGUCUACAGAAGAGCGACACCUUCUCUAUGGUCGGCCUGCGGUGCUUUAUCGGACUCGAUAUUCAAUCUUGUAUCAUACUGACUUUGAAAGCGGAUACAGUGAGACGCUCCUCAUGCCUCUGUGGACAUCGUACACUGUUUCCAAACAGGCGGAGGUGUCUGUCAUCCCUGAGCAUCUGACCAACUGCGUCUGGCCUGAUGUCCGCAUUUCUCAGAGCUUCAGUCAGAGUUGUUUGGCCUACAAAACUGAUAAACAGAUGUCAUAUGGCUUCAUCUUCCCACCUUAUCUGAGCUCUUCACCUGAAGCUAAAUAUGAUGCAUUCCUUGUAACCAAUAUGGUUCCCAUGUAUCCUGCCUUCAAACGAGUCUGGAAUUACUUUCAGAGGGUAUUGGUGAAGAAAUAUGCUUCAGAAAGGAAUGGAGUUAAUGUGAUAAGUGGACCAAUUUUUGACUACGAUUAUGAUGGCUUACAUGACACACAGGACAAAAUCAAGCAGUACGUGGAAGGCAGUUCCAUCCCUGUUCCCACUCAUUACUACAGUAUCCUCACCAGCUGCCUGGAUUUCACCCAGCCUGCCGACAAGUGUGACGGCCCCCUCUCUGUCUCCUCGUUCAUCCUUCCUCACCGUCCUGACAACGAGGAGAGCUGCAAUAACUCAGAGGAUGAGUCGAAAUGGGUGGAAGAACUCAUAAAAAUGCACACAGCCCGCGUGCGAGAUAUUGAACAGCUCACCAGUCUGGAUUUCUUCCGAAAGACCAGCCGCAGCUAUUCGGAGAUUCUGGCCCUAAAGACAUACCUGCACACGUAUGAGAGCGAGAUCUAA
This is a messenger RNA of Elephantulus edwardii (Cape elephant shrew), 2745 nucleotides long. It is a transcript of the gene ENPP2, whose product is annotated as ectonucleotide pyrophosphatase/phosphodiesterase 2. Lineage: Eukaryota; Metazoa; Chordata; Mammalia; Macroscelidea; Macroscelididae. The record is from RefSeq and is a predicted model, not a curated record. The transcript is spliced from 26 exons. The coding region runs from base 1 to 2745 and encodes 914 amino acids. Gene Ontology annotation, biological process: estrous cycle; immune response; phosphatidylcholine catabolic process. Gene Ontology annotation, molecular function: zinc ion binding; phosphatidylcholine lysophospholipase A1 activity; calcium ion binding.